Messenger RNA from Fragaria vesca subsp. vesca, 3849 nucleotides. RefSeq names its product probable LRR receptor-like serine/threonine-protein kinase At3g47570-like. The transcript is spliced from 5 exons. The record is from RefSeq and is a predicted model, not a curated record. Bases 41 to 3358 code for a protein of 1105 amino acids. NCBI's taxonomy places the organism in Eukaryota, Viridiplantae, Streptophyta, Magnoliopsida, Rosales, Rosaceae. Gene Ontology annotation, biological process: protein phosphorylation; hormone-mediated signaling pathway. Gene Ontology annotation, molecular function: ATP binding; protein binding; protein kinase activity. Gene Ontology annotation, cellular component: plasma membrane.
AGCGUUGCUGGUAGCUCGUUAUUGUUGCACCAGUAAGGUUAUGGCUGCAGUGCAGCAAACCAACAUAAGCACUGACCAGUCUGCUCUACUAGCUCUCAAAGCACAAAUCUCCAGCGACCCUCAGAACAAGAUCUUGACAAACUGGACGUCCAACUCCGACGUUUGCAACUGGCUUGGGGUUACUUGCGGUGAACGCCACCUUAGGGUCGUAUUUUUAAACCUCUCUGAGUUUCAUCUCACUGGCACCAUUCCUCCUGAGCUAGGAAACCUCUCAUUUCUUGCUGGGAUGCGCCUAGAAAAUAACAGCUUCCAUGGAAAUAUCCCCCGGGAAUUGGCUGGUUUGCGGCGACUGACUUUGUUUAGCAUUGGAUUCAACAACUUUGUGGGAGAGAUUCCAUCAUGGUUGGGGUCCUUGUCCAAACUGCAAAUCCUCAAUUUGUAUGGCAAUGGAUUUUCAGGUUCAAUACCUACGGUUAUCUUCAACUUGUCUGCACUACAAGUACUUGAUCUCAAAUAUAAUCAACUAUCAGGUACCAUACCUAAAGAAAUCGGGAACUUAACAAUGCUGAAGAUGCUGUAUCUAGACUCAAACAAUUUUAAAGAACUUCCAAAUGAGAUUGGUGCUUUAGAUUUGGAGGAACUGUUCGUUCAAGAAAACAGCCUAGAAGGUCUUGUUCCUGCAGGUGUCUUCAACAUGUCUUCUAUGACUACUCUGAAUCUACUUGGUAACCGUUUGAACGGCAGGAUUCCAGACAAUUUGUGUAGGAAUCUCCCUAAUCUUCAAGGAUUGAAUUUGGCUUACAACCAAUUUGAGGGUUCACUUCCUUCAAGCUUAGAGCAGUGCAAUCAACUUCUGGUAUUAACAUUGGGGUCUAACAAUUUCAGUGGAAGUAUACCUAGAAAUAUUGGAAACUUGACGCAGAUCAAGUAUCUUCAUCUUGGUUCAAACAAUUUGACAGGGACAAUCCCACACGAAAUUGGUCACCUUGGAAACUUAGAGACGUUAUCACUUGGCGCCAAUAAUCUCAAUGGCAUCAUCCCAUCAGAAAUCUUCAACUUAUCCUUGCUAACAGGAAUCGAUUUAUCUUUGAAUCAACUCACAGGUAGUCUCCCUGCAAAUAUAGGCCUUGCCAUUCCAAACUUACAAGAGAUCCAUAUAGGAGGCAAUAACCUUAGCGGAGAGAUCCCAAACUUCAUCUCCAAUGCUUCUAAGCUCACAAAACUAGACAUGGGGCCAAACUUAUUUUCUGGGUUUAUUCCUGCUACUCUAUGUGCCUUACCAAAUCUUCAGUGGCUUUUACUGUCACUGAAUAACUUGAUGAUUGAUACAUCUUCUCCAGAAGCGAACAUUUUCUCAUGUUUACCUAAUCUCAGAAAUCUGAGGAUGUUAAGCCUGGUAGGGAAUCCUUUAAGCACCACCCUCCCUGCUUCCCUCGGGAAUCUCUCUACAUCACUACAAUACAUCGACUUCAGAGGAUGCAACUUCAGGGGUAACAUUCCCAGCAAGAUUGGCAACUUGAGCGGCUUGACAACCUUGUACCUGGCAUUCAAUGAACUGAGUGGAACAAUUCCAAUGACACUGGGAAAACUACGGAAUCUCCAAGGUUUGUAUUUGACUGGUAACAAAUUGCAAGGAAACAUACCAGAUGAACUUUGUCAGCUAGAUAACCUAGCUGAUUUAGAAUUGUAUAGUAAUGAACUGUCUGGUACUAUACCUUCCUGCUUAGGUAACCUAUCCAGAUCACUAAGAAGGCUACUUUUGAGCUACAAUAUGUUAACCUCCACAAUACCUUCUUCCUUGUGGGAACUUAGAUACAUCUUGUUGUUAGGGCUGUCAUCCAAUAGUCUAAGUGGACCUCUUGCAGAAGAUGUUGGCAAUUUGGAAGUGGUGGCAUAUAUAGAUUUAUCAAACAACCAUUUAUCAGGUUCAAUGCCGAGCAGCUUUGGGGGUCUUGAAAAUUUGGUCUCACUCUCUUUAGCAAAUAAUAAUUUCGUAGGCAACAUUCCUAGUUCAAUUGGGAACUCCCUAAGCCUAGCACUCCUGGAUUUAUCCAACAACAGUCUUUCUGGAGUCAUUCCAAAGUCUCUAGAAGCACUCUCACAUCUCCAAUCUCUGAAUUUGUCUUUCAACAAACUGGAAGGAGAAAUUCCAACAGGAGGACCUUUCGAAAACUUCUCUUCCAAUUCUUUCGUCUCAAAUGGUGCACUCUGUGGUGCACCCCGAUUGCUUGUUCCACCAUGCAAAACGAAAGCAGCUGGAAGAUCUCUCCCAAAGUAUAUAAUAAUAGGCAUCUUGCCAGCAAUUAUUCUCAUAGUAGGCCUUGCUUCCAUGAUGAUGCUCCGCAGAAAAAGGAAUGUGGAACCUACAACAGAAAUGACCCUGUUACCUAAUCCUCUUUGGAGACAAGUUUCACACUUAGAACUUCUAAGAGCAACAGAUGGGUUCAAUGAAAGCAACAUAAUCGGCUCUGGGGGUUUUGGCACAGUAUAUAAAGGCAUCUUAUCGGAUGGGAUAGACGUUGCAAUAAAGGUAUUCAAUUUAGAAGUAGCAGGGGCUCUCGGGAGUUUUGAUAAUGAAUGUCAAAUGCUAAGCAAUAUUCGUCAUCGAAAUCUUCUCAAAAUCGUCAGUUGUUGCAGUCAAAGAGACUUCAAAGCCGUGGUACUGAACUACAUGCCUAAUGGGAGUCUUGAUAAAUGGUUGUAUUUAGAGACCAUUUCCUUAAACAUCCUGCAGAGGUUGGAUAUAGUGAUCGAUGUUGCAUCAGCAUUGGAAUACCUUCACCAUGGUUAUGUAACACCUAUCAUCCACUGUGAUCUGAAGCCUAGCAACAUACUGCUAGAUGAUGAUAUGGUCGCACAUGUUGCUGAUUUUGGCAUGGCAAAGCUCUUAGGUGGUGGAGAUUCUAUGACUCAGACCAUGACCCUAGCCACCAUUGGUUAUAUGGCUCCAGAGUAUGGAAUAGAAGGAAUAGUUUCAAGAAGGGGGGAUGUGUACAGCUUUGGUAUUGUACUGAUGGAAACAUUCACAAAAAGGAAGCCAACAGAUGAGAUGUUUGGUGGAGAGAUGAGUAUGAAGCAGUGGGUUGCAAAUUCUCUGUUUCCAGAUGGAAUAGUUGAAGUUUUCGAUGCCAAUUUAUUUGGGACUCAAGAGAACGAUGAUUUUGUGAGCAAGGAGUGUUUAUCAUCCCUUAUGAGACUGGCUCUGAAGUGUUGCUCAGAAUCGCCAGAAAAGAGGGCAAGUAUGCAAGAUGCUCUAGCCACGCUCAAAAAAAUCAAGAUAAAGUUUUUGAAGGACGCUGCAGAAGGUGCGGUGUUAAGAAGCCCUCUUGUAGAGCAGCCUUUGAUUGACAAAUUAUAGCAACUUCAUGCCCUAGAAUAUGUCAGUUGAAUUUCUAGGACUAGUAGUUAGCUCUUUGUAGUUUUGUGAUGGUUUAAGUAAAAUAUGCAUUAAAUUUUAUGGAUAAUGAUUAGAAGCUCUUAGCAUAAGUAUGUAACCACCAUACUCAUAAAGAAGUGAACUUAAAGGAAGAAACACAAGGUUUUAGGAAAUGAGUAUCUACCAGGUUUAUGCCCCUAAACUUCAGUUGAGUCCUUUCUCGACUGCAGAAAAUGGUGACCUGAAAAAUUUGGUAUUCUUCUCAUUUAUAGUAAAAAAGCUAACUUUAAUGCACUGAAAGGCGGAGUUACGAGAACAGAAUCAUUUACAUUCAAAACACUGUUUGGUAUGUAAAAGUUAAAACCACCUAAUGGCAAACGUGAUUACAGGACAAAGGACAACUCAGAAUAUAUAUAAAAGUAAAGGGAUCUUUUUGUUUAUUCAAUGAUAAAUGUUUAAAAUGCUACACAGGC